Messenger RNA from Apis florea (little honeybee), 1908 nucleotides. RefSeq names its product solute carrier family 52, riboflavin transporter, member 3-A. NCBI's taxonomy places the organism in Eukaryota, Metazoa, Arthropoda, Insecta, Hymenoptera, Apidae. Gene Ontology annotation, biological process: riboflavin transport. Gene Ontology annotation, molecular function: riboflavin transmembrane transporter activity. Gene Ontology annotation, cellular component: plasma membrane. The record is from RefSeq and is a predicted model, not a curated record.
UAAAAAAUAAUUAUAUAAAUAUAAAAAACUAUUUAAGAUUAUUUUUUUAUUAAUUAUUAUUCAGGGAUAUAUAAAAAUUUAAUUUUUUAUAUAAAUGCAGAAUGAUUCAUAUUACACAAGAUAAAGAAAUAUGCAAUGAAAAAACUUAUAUUAUUGUGCAUUUUCUUAUAAUAUUAUUUGGCAUAUCUUCUUGUAUUGGUAUUAAUGGAAUAUUUAUUCAAACAUCAGUACUUAUUAAUACAUCUCCUGAAGGUUGGUCAUUACCAAUUUAUUUAGUAUUAAUAACUCAAACUGCAAAUUUUGGUCCAUUAUUAUAUAUAAUCUUGCAAAUGUACUUCAAAUGUAAGAUAAAUGAACCUUGGUGGAUAAUGUGUUUGUUGGUGUUAGGAACUUUGGCAAUGGGAUUUUUAAGUUUCUUUUAUUCUGAGAAAACUAUUAUUGCUGAUAAUGAAUACAGUUUGCUAUUAUUUGUUUUAACAUUUUUCAAUGCUUUAGUAGGUUGUUUUAGUUCUAUAUUAUUUAUGCCAUAUCUUCAUAAUUUUAAUAUAAAAUUUUUAACAUCGUAUUUUAUAGGAGAAGGAUUAAGUGAUGUAUUGCCAAAUAUUAUUGCUCUGAUACAAGGAAUCGGAUAUACUUCAAAAUAUACAAUUCUUAAAAAUAAUACUAAUGUAGAAUCAUUAGAAUCUUUUGUUUCAAAAUUUUCUCCAAGUGAAUAUUUUCUAUUUAUUUUUAUCAUUUUAUUUUUAUCUUUAGUUGCUUUUGCUAUUUUAGAAUAUUCUUCAGUUUUUCAAAGCAUAAAACAAAUUCAUAAUUCUAUUAAUAUAGUAUUCAGUGAAAAACAAGUAUAUGAUUCUCAUGAUCAUUGUACUAAUAAUAUACAAAAAAUGAAACAUUAUUUAGUAAAUAAUAAUAAAUAUUUAACUAAACAAACACGAAAUUAUUUAUUUAUAUUACUUGCUAUUUUUUGUUUUUUGAGCCAUGGUUUCUUUCCAAGCAUACAAUCUUAUUCCUGUUUAUCUUAUGGAAAUAUAGCAUAUAAAUUGUCAAUUAUAUGUGCUCAAGUUGCAAAUCCAUUUAUGUGUUUAUUAGCAUUUUGGUUUAAAAUUUCAAGUAUAAAAAUUAUUAAUUACUUAUCUAUAAUAUGUUUACUUAUUGGAAGUUAUGUUACAUAUUUGGCAAUAUCUCCAUCACCACCUUUACAAGCAACAAAACUUGGCAUUUUUUUAGUUAUAAUAUCAUGGGCACUCUUAAUGGGAUUUAUUUCUUAUUUAAAAUUAAUUAUUAUAUCAGUAUUUAGAAAUACAGUGCUUUCCAAUAUACUUUUUAAUGUAGGUGCAAUUAUGCAAAUAGCAUCUGCAAGUGGUGCAAUAUUUUCAUUUAUAAUAAUUAACUUUACAAAUUAUUUUGAAGUACAUGAUAAUUGUGCUUAAAUAAUUGAUAUAUUAAAUAUAUAUCUAAUUUGUUUUAUACUGUAUAUGCAAAAUGAUAAUUGUAAUAGUAUUUCUAUUGAAUAUAUCCUUAAAUGAUUUAUAUACUUACAUAUGUAUAAAAUUAUGAUAAUAAUUUUUUAUUAAAGUAAUUUUAAACAAAAUUGAUAAAAUAUAAGAUAUAAAUUUGUAUCUACAAAAAUAUUUUUAUAAUUGUACAUAUGUUUGCAUGAACAUGCUUAAUGAAUGAACAGAUAUGGACAAAUAAAUAAUAUAAAACAAUUAUAGAAAUCAUGAAGGUUAUAAAAAUUAUAUGUAAAAUAUAUAUAUUUUAUCCAUUGUUAUCAUAAGUACUGCCUUCCAAUACUGUACUUAAGAUUAUUAUGUAUAUUCAAUUAAUUUCGAAUUAUAUUCUAAUAAGGAAAAAUCACAUUUAUGUAUCAUAACAUCAAUUGUUUAUAAUAUAUAAAAAUUAUUAUUC